AUGGCUCAAUGCCUUGUCCCGCCCCGCAGAUAUCGCCGUGAGACGGCAGUUCUCGACAUUGCACGCGAUUUUAUCCGCUUUGCCUUGAAGAACGACCACACGUUGGUAUUUCGCUUGCUCGAAGCAAAAGAGACGACCACAGGCUAUAAGCUGGACUACAAAAUCUCCAUGACGGAGCCAUAUCUCGCAAUCUCGCACGCCUGGACCGAUCGUACAGGGCCUGGGAGCACCAUUGUCGUUACAGACCUUGCUCCGUGGCCCAUCUCGAUGUCACCCGCGAAACGCCAAUUUCUCGACUGGCUCUUCAAGAUCCAGCACUCUCCAGACAAGUGGUCUUCGUGGUUCUGGUUGGAUCUCUUCUGUAUCGACCAGACCAGAGAAGAUGAGCUGCUCUUCUCCCAGCAACUCCAGCAGAUUCCGAAAGUCUUCCAAAAUGCGAAGAGUUGCGUGGCAUUGCUGACAUCCUGGCCGUGCCAAGCUGCGCGAGAUAUUCCAGAGCUGCCCGAAAACGAGGGCGAGAAUACACGAUAUGAUUACGUGAACGACUGGCUGAGAGAACACACUUCAACCUGCUGUUGCCCCGCGCUAUCAGACGCUUGGUUGACAAGGGUAUGGACGAGGCAAGAAGUCCUUUAUUCCAAGUCGCUCAUGCUCGUCACCGCCAAUAAUUGGCUCUCACAUACUGUGGCCAAGGCAUCCGAUAUAUCAGACGACCUCUGGACGGUCCAGCCGUGCUCUUAUGACCCGCCUCGGGCUACGGACGGCGUCCGAGAACUAGCCGGAUGUCUGAUUACAUGGUGCACCAGAUAUGAUCUCAGCACCACCUUCUUUUCGUCCGCUGUUAUUGCAGGAAUCUUGCGACUACUCAUACGAGGCGAAGUUGUCUCGUGUAGUCUGCCCAGUCUGCCCUCGGAAAAUUGUCCUCUCGAGGUCCAUCCAGACUGGUUUGCCUUCAACUGGAGCAUGAUCGCAAACUCGUCCAUUAGGGUCACAUCCCACACUCGAGACGCCAUCCUGUCGCAAAUGCUUCUGCUCCCUGGCUACCACGUUCCUGAGACGCCAUGGUCGAUGCCGCUGCAAGAUCUAAUGGUUGAUUGUUCGAGACAGUAUCGGCAGUUGCUUGGCCGAUACCAACUUGUGCCUAUGCUCUUCGACGCUGCCGCCAAGGGAGAGCGCCCAGGGUGGUUGGCGCCGGCCCUGUCUUCUUCAUUUGAGAAUGCAUCGUUGAUGGAAAUCCUACAGUCCGUUGGGAGCCCUUGCACUUAUCCGGCUGGUGUCUUUGUGGAUGAAGAUCGGACAACGAAAAUGGACGCAUCACUAUACGCUUAUGAAAUCGAUGACCAUCCUCGAUACAGGGUCCUCCAUAUCAUCGACAUCGAACAAAACCCAGGUCAAGCUGCGGAAUUUUUCGCUAUGCUCGCGCCGCUGUUCUCACAAGCAGCAGACUGCAGAGCAACUUGGAACAUGCGUGAAUGCCUCCAGGAGAUCGAAAGCGAACUGCAAAUGGCAGGAAACAGUGCAGAUACCCUGAAAAAAGCCUUGAAACACUGCGUGGCGCGACUGGUCCAUACAAACGCCUUCAAACGGCCACAUAUUAAUCGAGCAACAAAUCCGGGUAAGCCAUAUCUUCCCGAAGAAGUAGACAGUUUCGUCAUACCAGGCUUGCGGGCAGUGGAGAUCCAUUAUCAGAACAACGUCGUCCCAUCGCAUCGAAACCUGCUGUUCGGAGAGUUGCCUGUCGGUGAAGAAGGCUCGAUCUGGGGUCUGGGCAUCGACAAAGUCACUAAGCUGGAAUUUGGGAUUGCUGCGGUUGAAGAUCGUCCUGGGGAUCUACUUCAUUUUAAAGCCUCUGGGGUUCUCAUGCCGACUAUUUCCAGGAACAGGAGGACGAGUCCCUCCACCACCGAAAAGAGGUUCCCUCUCAAACCAGUGUCUUGA
Molecule: messenger RNA, 1938 nt
Organism: Fonsecaea erecta
Lineage: Eukaryota; Fungi; Ascomycota; Eurotiomycetes; Chaetothyriales; Herpotrichiellaceae
Exons: 1
Coding region: 1-1938 (645 amino acids)
Source: RefSeq, a predicted model, not a curated record